This is a messenger RNA of Oppia nitens, 1704 nucleotides long. RefSeq names its product acetylcholine receptor subunit alpha-like 1. The transcript is spliced from 15 exons. Bases 1 to 1704 code for a protein of 567 amino acids. Gene Ontology annotation, biological process: nervous system process; chemical synaptic transmission; signal transduction. Gene Ontology annotation, cellular component: neuron projection; postsynaptic membrane; synapse. The record is from RefSeq and is a predicted model, not a curated record. Gene Ontology annotation, molecular function: acetylcholine-gated monoatomic cation-selective channel activity; transmembrane signaling receptor activity. NCBI's taxonomy places the organism in Eukaryota, Metazoa, Arthropoda, Arachnida, Sarcoptiformes, Oppiidae.
AUGCAGUGCAAUCCAGAUGCCAAACGUUUAUAUGACGAUCUAUUAUCCGGCUAUAAUCGCCUAAUACGCCCGGUCUAUAACAAUAGUGAUAAAAUAACAGUAAAAAUGGAAUUAAAAUUAUCUCAACUAAUUGAUGUGAAUCUUAAAAAUCAAAUAAUGACAACAAACAUGUGGGUUAAUCAGGAAUGGUAUGAUCAUAAAUUAAAAUGGGACCCAGAUGAAUAUGGAGGAAUUACAAAAUUAUAUGUACCAUCUGAACUAAUUUGGUUACCAGAUAUUGUACUUUAUAAUAAUGCUGAUGGCAACUAUGAAGUGGUAAUAAUGACUAAAGCGAUUAUUCACGAGUCGGGAAAAGUGAUGUGGAAUCCACCGGCAAUUUAUAAGAGCUCUUGUAAUAUAGAUAUCGAUUAUUUUCCAUUUGAUGAACAGGAGUGCUUCAUGAAAUUUGGGAGCUGGACAUAUGACGGCUAUACGGUCGAUCUCAAGCAUAUGAAACAACUAGAGGACAGUAAUUACAUUCAAAUGGGUAUGGAUUUGAGUGCUUUCUACUUGAGUGUUGAAUGGGAUAUAAUGUCAGUGCCGGCCAAGAGAAAGGAAAAGUUUUAUAGCUGUUGUGAAAUGCCAUAUCCGGACAUUACAUUUAAUAUAACACUGAGACGGAAGACCCUGUUUUAUACGGUUAAUCUGAUUAUCCCGUGCGUCGCCAUAUCUUUCCUAUCAAUUUUGGUCUUUUAUUUGCCGUCAGACAGUGGAGAGAAAGUCAGUCUUUCCAUAACUAUAAUGCUAUCAUUGGGUGUAUUCUUCUUGUUGUUGACCGAAAUCAUACCACAGACGAGUCUAAAGGUUCCACUAUUGGGUAGAUAUCUGUUAUUCACAAUGAUUUUGGUGACCCUAUCAGUAGUGGUCACUAUAGUAGUACUUAAUGUGAACUUCCGUUCGCCGGCAACCCAUCGUAUGGCGCCGUGGGUUAAGACUGUCUUUUUGAAUGUAUUGCCACGACUUCUGUGUAUGCAAAGACCAAAAGCAAGUGAAAAUGAUGUCGAUAUCGAUGAUGACAUACAUUACGGCUAUAGUAAUAAUGGCAAACGUUUAUCGCCUCCGGUCGGAGACAUGGGAUUACCAGAGAAGCCAAUCAUAUUAACGAAAACCGGUGUUAGAAGAGUGAGUAACAAUUCACUCAAUGACUUCCCUCCGCCGCCACCGCCGGACAAAUCUAAUAUGUUGUCAAUUAAGACGUUGCAUACAAACGGAGCCGACAAAUGUGUUGACAGAAUAGGCUUUCCUUUGCCACCCAAUUAUGACACCGAUGCCGAUCCCUUUGCAACGGAUGCUGAAACUGUUAGUCCAUUGCCUGCCGGGUCAGUGACCGAUGAAAUGGAAGCGUCGAAAAAAAAGUUAUGCCCUGAAAUGGAAAAAGCAGUUUUGGGGGUCAGGUUUAUGGCUCAGCAUAAUAUCAAUCUCGACAAAUAUCUUGAGAUCGAGGAGGACUGGAAGUUUGUGGCAAUGGUUUUGGACCGACUGUUUCUCUGGAUAUUUGCCAUAUCCUGUGUCAUGGGUACCAUACUUAUCAUAUUCAGCGCCCCAUCACUAUAUGAUACUAGACUUCCCAUUGAUAUUCAGCUAACAAAAGAGGUUACCAAAGAAAAAAUAAAACAAUUGAAAUUAACAUCAAAAUAUCUCUUUAAUACAUGUAAUAUUAAUUAA